Schistosoma turkestanicum is the source of this 2205-nucleotide messenger RNA. NCBI's taxonomy places the organism in Eukaryota, Metazoa, Platyhelminthes, Trematoda, Strigeidida, Schistosomatidae. The record is from the annotation of a GenBank genome assembly.
UUCAGGCGCUGAAAUCAGAUUAUGCGUUCCAAUGUAAUGUUGUAACAUAUUCGUAACCUUAUUUCACCAAGUUCUAAUUUCGAUUAUCACUUUGUCGACAUCUUAUACUUGCGUUAUUUCUGAUUGUUUUCGAUUGCUUACUCUAUUAGAUUUGUUCUUUCCUCUUCCAGAAAACCUCACACUACCCAAGCACACUUGGUACCUUUAGGCUAAACGCAAACUUACUAAAGGCUGAAGUUACAAUGUGUUUAGAACUGUUGGUUUUUCAGUAAUGUCGACCUAUGUAGAUAUAUCUACUGUGUUCAAUUUCGAUCACAGAGGUCAAUAUGUGGAAAUUUCCCCCGAUAGGACAAAAGCUCGCCGUCAAAUCGGCUUCUGUGACGGUGUGGUUAUUUCUCAGAGUUUCAUCCGACCAGGUGAACUAGUAGCUGUUGAAAUUACGGAAACACAGCGCGGUUGGACUGGGGAUUUAAGAGUUGGAUUUACUUUAUUACCAGACAAUAUGCUCUUGCCUCUUCCCAGGUUUGCCUUACCAGCUUUAGUUUCUCCAGGUAGAAGUUGGAUUGUACCGGUUGGAACUGCUGUAGCUCUUCUCUUGUCGCAUCAUCAUCAGACCUACUGGAAGCGACAACAAUUGAAAUCCAGUCGUCAUUUGAGUAAAACCAAUAACAACCCACCUACACUGUUUGAUUCAGUUAAUAUAUUCUGUGAAAGACAAGUAGAUGUACCCAACAUGAACCCAAUUAGUAGUGUUAUCAGUAGUCCAAAUGUAUUGGUAACUAAUUCUCAUAUGGAUAAACAAUCUGUACAUUUACAAGUUACUCCUUCCUUCUUCUGUGUUUGUUGUCUUCAUACAAAGCGUGGUCGAGUACCACUGAGUCAACUAAUACCAUAUGAACUAGAACUUGCCCGACCUCCUGAUGUUGAAAAGGGUAGUGUUAUAGCCAUUUACUAUGAACUGGAACCAAUACCUACAGAUGAUUCAUAUGGACAGUGUACAAGUCUUCCAGUAGAUAGAAAUAUGAACAUACUUAAUGAUAUUAGCAAUAUUCCUUCUAUAAUACCAGAUGAAAAUGUACAGAACCUUCUAAGGUACACUUUAAACCCUACUGGAAGUGAAGAGGAUUCAGAUACAGAGAAGCUGCUUUUUCUUUUUCGGUUUCAUAUCGUAAUUAACGGCAUCGAUAUGAUUGCGAUAGCAGAAACAGUGGCUAUUUCACCGUCUGAUUUUGAAAAGAAUCUAAUCAACAUGGACUCCUCAUUUUCACCUGUUAAUAAUGAAGACGAAAGACCCAGUGAAAUCUCUGCGUCGUUUUCAACUUCAGAUCGUCAUUCUUUUGAUACUAUUCCUUCUUCCACACCACGUAUGCGGGCUGUUUUUGACGUUUACGGUCAAACUAGAGCAAUUCAACUGCGAUCAUUACAGCAAAAUUCGAUUGCAUCAUUAAGUCGUUUAUGCUCUUGUGCUAUUCUACAUCAUAUCUUCUAUGUAUUUCAUUCCAAUGGUUUUCUAAACACUGAAACAUCUGAUUUCGAUUCAGAUAAUUCAUCUAAUAUCUAUUCCAAAUCUAGUCGAAUACGUGAUCCAGCACAAUUGAUCGUGCCAAAUAUGAUGAAAAAUAAUCGAUUUCGAAAAUUAUACAUCAUGUUAGAUAAACUUCCAUUGCCUAGAGUUGAACGACGUCGUUUACAACGUGAUGCUUUUGCUGUAUUAGCUCGAGGAAUGGCUGAUUAACAUCGAUAUCAUGCAUAUUAUUCUCAAGAAUUAUUAUCUAUUUUCUAUUGUGUAUAUUACAAAAAAAAUGAAUAAUUUACAAAAAUAAAAGAAGAAAACAUACAACUCACCAAGUGUCUUUCAUCAUCAUCAUCAUCAUGAUUAUUAUUAAUUAAUUAAUUAAUUGUCUUCAAUAUUAAUUAAAUACUUUAAAAUGUAUGUGUUAUGACAGAGAGAGAGAGUUGGAGUGGGAAGCAAAGUUGUAUCAACAAAAGGGUGAAAACCAAUCAAUAGAUUUCCUACUUACCAUUCAAUAAUCUACAUUUCAUUUUAUUUCAUUUAUUUAUUUGAUCAAAUCAGAUUUGAAAGUACAUAACUUUUUCCGCUUAAUGUCUUGUUUUACUCGUACACAUUUUCAUUUAUUUCUUUAUUGUACACAGAAUAUAACUCUGAUUGAAUCAUGAAAAAAAAAACUGUCGAAAAAAAAUCCC